This is a messenger RNA of Mercenaria mercenaria, 4335 nucleotides long. RefSeq names its product AKT-interacting protein-like. The record is from RefSeq and is a predicted model, not a curated record. NCBI's taxonomy places the organism in Eukaryota, Metazoa, Mollusca, Bivalvia, Venerida, Veneridae. The coding region runs from base 315 to 1391 and encodes 358 amino acids. The transcript has 10 exons.
CAUGUUCACUUUUUACUUAAAUUUACAUGGAAGGGACUCGCAAGGCAAACAUGAAAUUUUAACUUUAUUUUAGUAUCAUGAAGAAAUGGCAAACAUUGUUUCCUAUGUGAAAAUAUUAUGAUAACAGGAAAUGAGAAAACUUGUAAUAAAAUCUUUUGGAAUUAACAAUGCUGAAUAAAAAAAUUUCUUCAUGACAUUGUGCCUGGAUGCUGUAUUUAUGACAUUCAUUGCGGCAAUUUUUGUUGUGAAAUACGUAAUUCAUUGUUUGAAUGAAAGAAGUAAAAACAAGGAGUUUAUGAUGAGAUUAGUUCAUAAUGAAGGUAAUUUUGGUCGGAAAUGAGAAAAAGGAUAUGGAAAAUAUGCCCAAAACUAUGAUAGAUGUUCUCAGUGGCAUGUUAAAUGACAAUCAUCAGUUCACGUGGCGUGUGCACGGAAUGCACGAUAAAGUUGUGAUGAACAUAAUGUGGUCUAAUACACAUGGAUCUAAUCCCGAUUUCCCUCAGAAAAAUUUCACAUUGUCGUCUGCUUCUAGUACUGCUGGAUUAUCACCACAGAGUUUACCUGAAGAAAACAAUCACACAAAAGCCACAACUCCUAGUUCGCAUACCCCACCCACUAGUGAUAUAGAGGCAUCUGAUACACCAGAAGUCACCAAGGGGAAAGUCGCAGAAAGGAGGGAAGGGCGUAAGGUGCUGCCCCCUAUCCCAGAUAGUGAAACUGAGGCUGAGAUGUCAGCGAGUGUAAUUAAUAAAAACAGCAUAAUGACAGGUGGCGGUGGCGGUGGUAAUGGACAAUUCAAACUGGAGUAUAUUCUCAUGAAUGAAUAUAACAUGUUACACAAACAGAAACUGCCAGGAAUAUAUGUGAUACCAUCAGCAUUGUCUCCCUUCAUAUGGAAUGGUGUGAUAUUUAUCCGUCAGGGUCUCUACCAAGAUGCUGUGUUCAGAUUUAACCUCAACAUUCCUGAGAACUAUCCAAAUGGUGAUUGUCCUAGAGUAUUUUUUGAGUACCCUGUCUUCCAUCCACUGGUUGAUCCUAAAACGUUUGAACUGGAUGUGAAAAGAGAAUUCAAGAAGUGGAGACGAAAUGCCAAUUACCUGUGGCAGGUGCUUUUGUACAUUAGAAGAAUUUUCUUCAAAAUAGAUCCCAAGUGUCCUUCAAACACAGAGGCAGCCGAACUAUAUGAACAUGACAUGGAACAGUUCAGAAAGAAGAUUGAGGGAACUGUUUGCUCAAGUAAAGAAGUGCUUUAUAACCCAAUAGAAUCUAAUGAUGCUCAUAUGAUAAGAUUUUCACCCUGGGACAGCAGUACACAUGAAGAAGCUAAGUCAGACAUGCUCACUCGCAAGGUAAAGUCGUCAUCUAACUCUAAGUCAGAAAAACCAAAGUGACCUUGAAACAGAACCUCAUAAAAAGAACGGUUUAUCUUGGAUAAAACCUGGAACUACACAAACUUUCGCACAGGAUGAAGUUAAUUCUGUACGGUGAAAUAUUUAAUAAACGUGCUAUUUGUGCAGGCAUUUAGUUAUUCCCUGGAACUGAAAGAUGUGCUGAUAUGUUCUGUGAAAACAGCUUACACGUGUAAGAAAUUCUGUUUAAGAUUGAGAGCUCUACCAGUGAAAGACUUCAACAAGCUAUAUCGUAUAUGCAAUACCCUGGCGUUUGGUCAGUCAUUUCAUAUCAUGUGAAAUUAUUUGCAACAUAUCACUGAAAUGAGAUUAACUUGAUUUAUAUAUUUCAGUAAAAUCUGUGCAAGAUAUUUAUAACUUCUGCAUGUAUGAUGUAGGUUUUAUGUAAAAAAUCACACUUGUGUUGGAGCUUUUUUUUUAUGAAAGAUUGAAACAAUGUUUUCAGUAGGAAGUUUUUGCCAAGAGAGUUUUGUGGCAUUUGAUGGAAUUUGUGCUAUUAAUAGAAACUAUAUAUACUUGACUAUAAGUUGGAUAUUGUACAAGAUGGUGGCAUUUUGCAAUACAAUACCAGACAAUACUAUAUACAUUACCCGGCUGAAACACACUGACUCAUUUGAUUGGUCAUGAACACAGCAUGAUCAGGUCCUCUAAAACUGAUAUAAGACACCACUGAUAUGAAAUAUUUUCAUACUUUUCAUACUUUUUCAUAUAAGAUCAUGGAUACACAACAUUACAGUUGUAAACUUCAUUUGUGGUGAACAUGAAGUUUUUUUGACUUGCGUAAAAGUAAAAUGGUUUCGUAGGUUUUUUUGUUACCUUGAUCAAUAUUACUUUGAGGCAGGUCAUAAAAACUACAUAAUAUAUGGACCUGAACAUAUGUCUAUUAUUACAUUAGCAUUUGAUAAGAAUUUAUUUUCAAAGUAUUCAAAUCAAUUAUUGGUGUUUGUGUGUAAUAUUAAGACAAAUUGUGAUAAUGAUAAGAAUGAACUUUCAAGUUUUGAUAUAAUAUUGAUACUUUGAGAAGAAAUCUUUGUGUAUUUUACUUCACUCUGUUAAGCAAAGGAAAACUUCAGUUUUGAGAGAUUUUAUCAUGUCUGUUUUGUGAAGGUUGACAACGAAUUUCAUUCAUAACUGUUAAACCUGAGAUAUAUUGUACUGGAGGAAGCUUUUUUUCUGUAUGGUUGUAUAAGUCACAUGGGUCUUCUGUAUUUAUAUACUUGUUGUCAGAUUCCUAAUAACAGAAGUAUUUUUUCAUUAUGGACUUCAAGCAUGAAUUUUUAGCCAGGAUUUUUUUUAUUUGAAUUGUUUUUGGUGGUAUGGUUCAUCUCUAUAUUGAUCCAAAUAGAUUGUUAAUUAUAUUAGCUUGUUGUUAUCAAAGAUUACAUUAUAUGAGCCGCGCCAUGAGAAAACCAACAUAGUGGCUUUGCGACCAGCAUAGAUCCAGACCAUUCGCGCAGUCUGGUCAGGAUCCAUACUGUUCGCUUUCAAAGGCUAUUGGAAUUAGAGAAACUGUUAGCUAACAGCAUGGAUCCUGACCAGACUGUGGAUGCGCAGGCUGGUCUGGAUCCAUGCUGGUCGCAAAGCCACUAUGUUGGUUUUCUAAUGGCACGGCUCAUUAUAUUUAUUAAAAUGGAACAAUUGUUUUUAGAGGUUUUCGGAUUUAAAUUACCAUUGCAUGAUUAUUCUAGUGAUAUAAUUACCACAUAUUUCUGAUCAAGCUGUACAUUAACAUUGAAACUGAAAAAUUAUAUUGCUUAUUUACUUUGCAGAGGAUGUUUUGUAAUUUUACCACAAGGGUACCAUUAAGUAUUGAGUCCCAUUACUAAGCCCAAGUCUUGUAUUUAUUUAUGUACUGUCACAUUAACAAUGACUUUAUUGGAGGAUAAUGCUUUGUGAAAUAGAAUGUUGAAAUUUGAUUAACAUCCUGAUUUUAAUAUGUUCAGUGAGUUUGGAAUAAUAGACAAAGGCUGAAUAAGAAACUUUGUCAGUAAAGACUUAAAGAAUCUACAUAUUGUAAGUAAAGACUUAAAGAAUCUGCAUACAUAACUUGUACGGGAAAUAUCAUAGUACGGUUUAAUAAGAAACUUAGUCAGUAAAGACUUAAAGAAUCUGCUUAUGUAACUUGUAAGGUAAAAUUCACGGUACAGUUGUUGUUAAUUUGGUGGCUUGAAAAUGUCUUGCUGUAUGAUAUAGAAGUUAAUUUUGUGCAAUAUAACUAAUGAAAUUGACAUGGGUAUAUAUGAAAAGUUAUUGUUUGUCUAUAUAUAGAUUUAUGAAUUUUGUAUUUAAAUAGAUGUUUUUUUAUACUUACCUGUGUGUUAUAGAGCCAUGGUAAGGAAUGUCAAAUUCACCUUCAGAGCAAUUCCAGUAUUUCAGUAUUCUUUUAAUUUUGUUUACUGAAAAUUUCUUACAUACAACCUGAAUUGAUAAUCAAACUUGUUCUGGCGGAGUGAGACAAAAAUUAGUGACUUUACAAUAUUUCCUUUACUCAUCAAAAAAAAAAAAGAUGAUUUAUUACAAGGUGUUGUUCACUUUCAGGUGAAAUUAAGUAAGAAAAUUUCUUAAAAACAUAUUCAAGUUUAAAUUCAGUAUUUUAACAUACUGACAAUUAUUAUUUUGUUGGGUGUUUUUUUUUUGCCUCCAUACAUUUUGCUUGAUGCUUUGAUAUCAGGAAAAUGGAAAUUUACUUAAUUUUUGUCAGUAAUUUAAUUUAAAACCAAAAAUCUACAAUCUGAACAGAAAUUGGUUAGCCUAAGUGGUCUCAAAAAGAGGUAAGAAUAGCAAAAAGUUUAGUUGUUUUUGCUGUGGUGACAUUUAAAUAGACAACUAUAUUUGUCCUUGUUAGAGGGUGUUUAAUGUUCUAUAUGGCUCAACUGAAUCACACCAAUAUUUGACAAUUAUGCAAUGAAUACAAUAUGAAACAUUU